UCUUCCUCGCACACCACCACUUCCCCACGCCCACCUCCCUCCCCACCUUCCGCCGCUGUCAGACCCCACCACCGUCGCCCCACUUCCUCCCUCUCUGCCCUCGCCCUGCCUAGCUCCCCUCGGGCAACCUCCCCCGCCGCCACCACUUGGGCUCGCCGUGGUGAAAACCAGAUCCAGCCCCCCUCCCCGGCGGCAACCCGCACCGGCCGGCCAUGGAUCCGACUCCCCCACCAACCUGCAGCAUCUGCCGAUGAAUCGAGCCACCUCUCUACCGGCUACCUUCAUCCGCCUCCCCACCACGACCACUAUCCACUUGGCCUGAUUCACGGGCGUCGAGGAGCCAGGCAGUGUCGGCGGAGCAGGUGGCGGGUGAGGGUGCAGCGCGGCGCGCGGGCUACUGGCGGGGGUGGAUGGUGCAGGAGGUGCGCUCAGGGGAGCGGCAGGUGGAGGUGGUCGUCGGGGCGGAGGCGCCACGGGAACCCAAGGCGAGGGGCAUCGUCGGGAAAGAGCACAUGCAGCUGCUCCUACGCCUCGAUGGGGUGUGGGGCGCCAGCGGUCGAGCUUGAUGGAGUGAGUCUCCCUGUUGCCACCACCCCCUACUGAUCCGUUGACCACAAGAUCCCCUUCACCCCUCCGCCUCCAGGCACGAUGGCGGCCUCUCGCCGGCGCAUCCUCUCCUUCGACAUCUAUCCGAGGCCUGCUCUCCUAGGUGCCUACUACCUUUCGGCAGUGGUGGGGAUUCGGCAAAGAUCUGCUUCGCCACCCCUCAUCCCUCGUUCUGUGGCAUCAAGGCCGGGACGCCCAGCACAGCGGCGAGGGUGCCGCAGGUCAACGGCAUCCCGCCCAACUCUGUCGUGUGCAGUGCACACCUCGCGGUGCUGCAAGUUCUGGGGCGGCGGGAGUGAGCAGCAUGUUGUCCUUCCACUGACGGCGAGCAGUGCAGAUAAAAAUGUCGUUGCAGGUCGCAUGCGUGCCGAGUCGAGCUGAAUGUGUGGUGUUGGACAAGAUGCAGUACGGUUGGUGUCACCGUGCAGCUCAUUGGCUAACAGCAUGCAGUUUGAUACAUCUGUUUUACAGUUCUUUUGCUAUGUCCUGUGGUAUCUGUGUCCUAUGUUGGGCCAAAGUGUGCAGGGCAAUAGGGCUUGCGUGGAGUUUGGGGGUAAGCACAUUGCAAAAAUUGCAGUGCGGUUUGGCGACAGUGGAAUUGCGGUGUGGUUCGGCGCCCGUCGAGGUGAAUUUCGUCCACGGGGACCUUGUGUUCUUUUUUUGUCAAAAAAAUUAUGCAUGACGAAGCCACAGGCGCCACCGACGAAGCAGUACCGAUGGCGACGCCGUGCAGCUCAUCAGUGACAUGCGCGUGGUUUUGCACCUAGCAGCGUGUAGCCACCUGAUGCACAUCAGUACAGUUGGAUCUCAUGGAGUUUUAGAUACUUAUUUCGGCAUUCAGAUUUGCAGUGUAGUGCGUACUCGUGGAAACCAAAAAAUGCCUGUUUAUUCUUGAUGCUUUUUCUUGCAUUGAAAAACUUAUUAUGCCUUAAGCAGUGCAGUUAA
This is a messenger RNA of Triticum dicoccoides, 1551 nucleotides long. RefSeq lists its product as uncharacterized. The record is from RefSeq and is a predicted model, not a curated record. NCBI's taxonomy places the organism in Eukaryota, Viridiplantae, Streptophyta, Magnoliopsida, Poales, Poaceae. The transcript has 2 exons. The coding region runs from base 649 to 987 and encodes 112 amino acids.